Messenger RNA from Parathielavia appendiculata, 375 nucleotides. RefSeq lists its product as uncharacterized. Bases 1 to 375 code for a protein of 124 amino acids. The record is from RefSeq and is a predicted model, not a curated record. Lineage: Eukaryota; Fungi; Ascomycota; Sordariomycetes; Sordariales; Chaetomiaceae. The transcript is spliced from 5 exons.
AUGCAGUUCCUCGUCCUCCUCGCCACCACGGCCACCGUAGCUGUCACGGCUUUUCCGGAGCGUCUUGCUGCGAGAGGCGAUCCCCCCGCCGAGGGUGGCGGCUUUGUUCCGCACUGCUAUGUCUACGAGGUGAAUGAACGUGGCGUCAACGUCGGCGCCUCACCGGCAAGACAAGGGCAACGCCAUCGCUACCAGCUGCAAGGACUGCAAGAGUCGCACUUUGAUCCCCAGUGGAUCGAAUGUUCGUGCAGGGACGUCUGGGGCGGUUGGAGACAGACGUCGUUGGAUCUGAACGAGGGCGUUCGCUAUGACCGGAAGCCCAAUGUCCUCGCGUGCUUCGGGAAUCUAGGGAUUUCGACCGAUCCGAAGGCUUGA